AGGCUAAAUGCCAGCAACUUUUUUUUUUCAGGAUUAGGUGAUAAAGUUAUCUGUUUUUGUUGUGGUGUAGCCAUAUUUAACUGGGCACCAUCAGCCAAUUCAUGGGAGCAACAUGCUCUAGUGUCACCCCAGUGCCUCUUCAUCCUUCAUGAAAAAGGAUCCGAAUUCAUCAGAGAAAUGGCAGCUAUUCAGGUAUGA
Molecule: messenger RNA, 198 nt
Organism: Lottia gigantea (owl limpet)
Lineage: Eukaryota; Metazoa; Mollusca; Gastropoda; Lottiidae
Exons: 1
Biological process (GO): regulation of cell cycle
Cellular component (GO): cytoplasm; nucleus; spindle microtubule
Source: RefSeq, a predicted model, not a curated record